UUAUAAACACCAUUCAAGUGGUGCGAUAACGUAAAAUCUUCCACAGCCAAACACACAAACAAAAAUAGAGAAUCCCUCCCUCAAUUGUUUCAACCGCCAUUCCUUCACUACAACAGCAAACUAUUCAGAAACCUUCUCUGCAACAACAAACUAUUUAGAAGAUAAUACAAAUUCAAAUGAAUAUGGAGUACACAACUUUGAAGCAGAUAUCGAGGGACAAAGAUAAAUCAAAAGUGAAAGUUAGAGUUUUACGAAUGUGGGAUGCAAUUAAUAUAGCAAACAACCAUGAUCUGAUUAGCCUCGAUAUGAUAUUGGUUGACAAAGAGGGAACAUUGAUACAUGCAAGCAUCAGAAAGAAUCUUGCUCAAAGUUAUCAUCCACAACUAAAUGAAGGGAGCAUAUAUACAAUUACAAAUUUCUUAGUUGAAGAAAAUAAAGGGAACUAUUGUCCAGUACAUAACAAACUCAAAAUACUUUUCAAUUCAACAACUUCAGUCUCAAAAUUUAGCGGAUUUGAUCAUUCGAAACCUCAAUCCCAAUCUGAAUUUGCUGAUUAUGGAACAAUAGCUUCCCAUUGCUAUGACACUACUUACUUGACUGAUGUGAUUGGCAUAUUGGACAACAUUGAAGCCAUUGGGGAGAUCAAAACAAGUGGACGUCCAACAAAGAUGAGAAACAUUCAACUAUUGUUAGAAGAGGGAUUAUCAACUAUCAUCCACUUUUGCAACAAAGUUGUAUGUCAAUUUAGACAUUUCAGAAGUUGCAGAAAUUAGAAACAAGACAUAAUGGAGGAAAUUGUAAGAAAAUUAAGGAAGGACAAGUACAUAGCCAGUCAAAAAAUAGAAAUAGAAGAAACAUCUAUUGAAAGACCUGAAUUAACUAUUCCUAUAACUACUAAAGAUGGAAGACCUGGUCAUAAAAGAAUGCCGCUCCAAAUGCUUCAAAAACAUCAAAAGGGUACUAAGCAAAUUGCAUCAAAGAGGAAAAAAAGUUAUGAAGACUUUAAGAUCUAAAUGUAUUAGAACUUUAAUGUGUAA
Molecule: messenger RNA, 1037 nt
Organism: Quercus lobata
Lineage: Eukaryota; Viridiplantae; Streptophyta; Magnoliopsida; Fagales; Fagaceae
Exons: 6
Coding region: 177-773 (198 amino acids)
Source: RefSeq, a predicted model, not a curated record